UAUAUGGACUAUUUGGAGGAGGCUUCACUGUUGACACAAGCUGCUAGUGAAUACAAUACAAAUGUUGCCUAUCAGAACGCACUCCAUGCUGCGCGUCGUGAAAAGAUGAUAUUAUGUAACUUGGCGUCGCUCUUUGUAGAUGGUGUUGAUGUCUCAACGGUUGAUGCAAACCUCAGUGGUGACAAGCAAAAGAAAGAAAUUGAACUCCAUAAAGACGAAGUUGGUGCUAGUGUGGUGGACAGAGUUUCUAAUGGUCGAGUGAAGUUCAUUAUAGAACCAUACGAAGAGUGUUGUUUGGGGACAAAGACUGAAGUAUUUAAUACCGAUGGGUCUGAACCGUUGGUCGUGAUUGGAAAUGACCCUGAACAAGUGAAUCAUAAGAAGGUGGGAGGUGUGUUAUCUAUGGAAGCUUUCAAUCAUUUUUUGUGCCGUUCCACGGAACAAAACCGAGAGGACAAAGUCUUAUUAACUAGUACAAGUAUUGUCGUCAAGACGGUAGAAGACGAAGAUUGUUAUUUCGUAUACAGCUAUGAACUUAAACAUAGUAGAGCUUCCAAAUUCUUCUUCCUUAAUUUCAAAAAUGAGUUUCCUGACGUCCAAAAGACAUUCAUGUUCAAUCAUUGGUGUUUCUUCUGUCAAACAUUCGUAGAGAGCGGGGAACAAAAAAUCAAAAAGGUGGAUGAAAAACUAUUGGUGACUAAUUUCGGUAAAUAA
Entamoeba invadens IP1 is the source of this 714-nucleotide messenger RNA. RefSeq lists its product as hypothetical. The record is from RefSeq and is a predicted model, not a curated record. The transcript has a single exon. The annotation marks the transcript as partial. NCBI's taxonomy places the organism in Eukaryota, Evosea, Mastigamoebida, Endamoebidae.